Molecule: messenger RNA, 1141 nt
Organism: Setaria italica (foxtail millet)
Lineage: Eukaryota; Viridiplantae; Streptophyta; Magnoliopsida; Poales; Poaceae
Exons: 3
Coding region: 260-853 (197 amino acids)
Source: RefSeq, a predicted model, not a curated record
GCCCAUCUCCGGACGCCUUCGGCCAGGUGGGACCCCUCUAUCCUCAGCCCGCCAAAUCUAGCCUCCGCUCCGAGGAACCCGCGUCGCCGCUCGCCGGCAGCAACGGUCCACACCGCCCCCCGGGCGCGUCUCCUUACUAAGGCCGCCGCGCGGCGCGGCAUCCGAGGCCAUCCCUUCCGAUCACCCCACGCUGUGUCUGCCGCUCCCGCCUCCUCCGGCUCCCGCCCCCGCUCACCGGCCCUCCCCUACGCUGGCGGCGAUGGGGUGCGGGCCGUCGACAGGCGAGGGGGCCGAGCCGCGGCGGCGGCGGCGGGGGUGGGCGCGGGAACGGGCGCUGGGGAACAGCGAGGCGUCCACCACGGGUCUGCUGGCGCAGCGGCAGCAAGGGCAGGAGGCGGAGUCGUCGCCCGCGGCGGGUAGGAGGCGAGGCAGCAAGGUGGCACCCGAGCCCAAGGAGCAGGGGGAGGAAGCCGUCGGCCGCGCGGCGCUGCCGUCGACGCCGGGAUCGCCCAGCUUUAGGUACUACUGCCAGAAGACGGCGUUCGUCGACAAAAUCGUGGCCGACGCCGACGCCAGCAGCGACGGCUCCGUCAGGACCAGAGCAGCGACGACGCGUCAGGCGAGCAAUAGGAACGAGGUCACCACGACCAAUGCACAGGAGUCCAGUCAGGUGCCCGAACCUAAAACCGAAUCUAAAGAGGGAGCCAGGUGGCUUCGGUUCAGAGGCUUGUCGAUGGUCACCACCACUUGGCACAACUUGUUCAGCCGCCACACCAGCAAGGCUUCGCCGUCUCCUGCUGCAGAAUCACAGCCUCCCCCUGCUGCUGCUGCAGCUGUAAGAUCUCAUCUCUGAUCACGCAGCGCUGUAUAUUGGAUCUUUUUUCAUUUUUACUACGUCUCAGCUUGUAAAACACAUGCAAUGGCUGAUUCAGUCAUCGUUCACGAUGCUAGCUUUGCAUCAUUUGCUGCCUUUUUUUUCUUCUUCUGAUCUUGGUUAGUGCUUAGCUAACCCUGUAUUUGAGAAACUGAUCCUGUAAAUGAUGUAAGGAGCAUCAGCAGCACCGGACUGCUCCUGUUGUCAUAGAGAAAAAUACAAAUUUAGCGUUUGGAAAAGAGAGCAAUCUGGAAGCUGUUCAUCCAA